This is a messenger RNA of Ostreococcus lucimarinus CCE9901, 753 nucleotides long. RefSeq lists its product with no specific name. NCBI's taxonomy places the organism in Eukaryota, Viridiplantae, Chlorophyta, Mamiellophyceae, Mamiellales, Bathycoccaceae. The transcript has a single exon. Gene Ontology annotation, biological process: riboflavin biosynthetic process. The record is from RefSeq and is a predicted model, not a curated record. The coding region runs from base 1 to 753 and encodes 250 amino acids. Gene Ontology annotation, molecular function: GTP cyclohydrolase II activity; 3,4-dihydroxy-2-butanone-4-phosphate synthase activity. Gene Ontology annotation, cellular component: cytosol.
AUGUCGGAGGACGCGACGCUCGGGCUCACGCGCUUCGUCGCGGAGACCAAGCUGCCGACGGACAAGGGGUUCUACAGGGUCAGGGCGUAUCGACACGCGAAUCCGACGACGGGAGACGUCACCGAACCGGUGUGCGUGAUAUACGGCGACGUGGAGGGACGCGAGAACGUGCCGGUGCGCGUGCACGACGCGUGCUUCACGUCGGAGGUGUUAGGGUCGAUGAAGUGCGACUGCAAGCAACAGCUGGAGAUGGCGAUGGAUUACAUUAAAGAAAACGGACCCGGGAUCGUGUGUUACUUGCAGCAAGAGGGACGUGGGAUCGGAUUGGCGAAUAAGAUCGCGGCGUACGCGGUGCAAGAGGAGGGGGUGGACACCGUGGACGCCAACCGAAGGCUCGGGUUGCCGGACGACACGCGCGAGUACACGGCGGUGGAGAACAUGUUGCGAGAGCUGGACGUGCGCAGCGUGCAACUGAUGACAAACAAUCCGAGAAAGAUCAGAGAAUUAGAGUGUGGGGGGAUAAAAAUAACCGGUCGCAUCGCGUGCGUGGUCAAGGCGAAUUUAUUCAACGAAGGAUACUUGGCGGCGAAGGAGCGUCGGAUGUCGCACGUGCUCGAUCAGAGUUGGGCGUAUUGGGACGCCAAGGGGAACACGUACGAUUCUUUAGACGAAAUGGAAGGCGAUUUCGGCGACGCCUCGACGGACGAAACAUGCGAGCCGUUCGUCAACCUCAACCCGAAAAAGUUUGAUUAG